Messenger RNA from Lactuca sativa (garden lettuce), 6077 nucleotides. RefSeq lists its product as uncharacterized. Lineage: Eukaryota; Viridiplantae; Streptophyta; Magnoliopsida; Asterales; Asteraceae. The record is from RefSeq and is a predicted model, not a curated record. Gene Ontology annotation, cellular component: nucleus. Gene Ontology annotation, molecular function: DNA-binding transcription factor activity.
ACCACAAGCAACCGACAAUUUCACCUAUUCACGUCAGCUAGCCUACUCUGCUUUUCUCGGUCACCAACCUCGGUUUCCCAUCCUCCUCUCUCUCUCUCUCUCUCUCUCUCUCUCUCUCGCAUGCCCAAACAAUUCUCUUACAUCGAAAAUAUAGGCGUGAUACUGUAGAUGAUACUGAAACCACAGCAACGGCGACGCAAGACGGCAGCUAUUCUUCGAAUAUCAUCACCAGCAACGAUUUCUCACUAUAUCUCCAUCUUCUUUGGAGAAAUGCUCCGUCGCUACUUCUUUGAAUUCAAAUCUUCCACAUUGCUCCACCGUGUUCGAAUCGCCUCGCUGUUCUUCAUAUCUUUUGUUUUUUCUUAUGUCCUUCUCCAUAGCGCUCUUGAUUCUUGCCAGAUCCGACUUCCGGAGUACUUGGUCUCGUCUACCGACAUGCUCUCCUCUUCCCUGUCCUUCAACUCGUUGUCGGAGAGAGCUGAUUCUAGUCUGGAAACUGUUUUAAAGGAGGCAUCUAUGAACGACAGGACAGUUAUUUUAACUACUUUGAAUGAGGCUUGGGCCAAUCCAGAGAAUUCGAUUCUUGAUCUGUUUCUUGCAAGCUUUAGGUUUAGUCAAGAAACCAAUAGACUCUUGAAUCACUUGGUGAUUAUUGCUCUAGAUCAGAACGCAUUUGCUACUUGUAAGCGUGUUCAUACCCAUUGCUUUUCCCUCAGUAGUGAAGGAGUUGAUUUCUCUCAAGAGGCCUAUUUUAUGACCCCUGAUUACUUGAAGAUGAUGUGGCGAAGGGUUGAUUUCUUACGCUCUGUGCUUGAAAUGGGAUACAACUUUCUUUUCACUGAUGCUGAUGUCAUGUGGUUCAGGGAUCCUUUUCCUCAUUUCUAUUCGGAUGCAGAUUUUCAAAUUGCAUGUGACCAUUACUCUGGAAACUCGACUGAUGUUGAGACAAAUAUACCCAAUGGAGGAUUUAGUUUUGUGAGGUCAAAUAUCCGGUCAAUAGAGUUUUACAAGUACUGGUACUCUUCAAGAGUAAUCUAUCCAGACAUGCAUGAUCAGGAUGUUCUCAAUCGUAUCAAAUUUGAUUCAAUCCUUACAGACAUCAACCUGAAGUUGAGGUUUCUAGAUACAACGUAUUUUGGGGGAUUUUGUGAACCUAGCAAAGACUUGAAUAAAGUGUGCACAAUGCAUGCAAAUUGCUGUGUUGGUUUGGAAAACAAAGUUCAUGAUCUUAGAAUCAUGCUUCAAGAUUGGAACAACUUCAUGGCUCUUCCUCAUAGCAUGAGGUCUGAAACAAAUUUUACUUGGAGGGAUCCUAAAAACUGCAGUCUUGCUUUGCGUAGACAUCUUGAUUUGUCUGAAGAUGUAACAAGUGGAGAAACGAUCAGUUAACAUAUGCAAAGAUAAAUCUUCUAACUUAAAGACAUGAUAUUAUAGAGAGGAAGUGUGAAUGAAGGUGGUUAAGUUGUGGUUGCCUUGGGAGGGUUUGAUUCCAAGCUUUGUGGUAGGUGAUGGUGGGAAGUGUAUGAGUUUGGUAACAUCAUCAUCGUUGGUAGCAUCUAUGUUGGUGGUGGGAUUGAUCUCGUUGCAACAAUGGUGUUAUGGUGGUAGUUGGGAGUGUAAUCAAGUAACGUCAACUUCUUAGACACUUGAGACCGACUUGAAAAUAUUUGAAAUCAAUUCGAUUCAACUCGAGUGGAGCUCCAACUAGUCCGCUAUAUUGUCGAGUUAAGCUUAAACUCUGAGUCUCAAUUCUUGGCUCGUGAAUCUUUUCAGCUUGCUCGUGCUUGGGAAAAGUUAUGUUUUUACGCUUUAUUUUAUCUAUAUCUACAUUUUUCGAACGACUUACUUAUAUUUACAUAAUUAUUGUUAGUACAUAAUAAAGCUGAUCUUGAAAGUGUCGAGCUUAAUUAAAUUGCAUUAUUUUAAUACAUCAUUUAGCCUUGUCGAAAAUGUCAAUUACUUAAACAAGCUUAAUUUGAGCUCGAAAGUUAAGCUUCACUCGUGCUUGAGUCUAGUUUCAAGCUUUAAGUUUUUAUUAAGAGUUGAGCGCAUGUAUGGACUCGAUUCAGUUCGAUUACACACCUAAGAGCAUAUAUGUUGGUUACGCGAUGAAUAAACAAGGUUUACACACUCUUACAUAAAGAAUCUUGUGUUAUUGUAGAAUCCAUCGUAGAUUCCAGUAACAUGAAAUCUGUUGAAGAUGUAUUUUUGAAAGAUGUUUAAAUCUCAACUCUAAUAUAGCUUUUGAUGUUGUUGGUAUGUCUAUUUUAUACUCAUAACCCUUACUAAGGAAGAUAAACCACAAAGUAGUAGUAGAGUCGGAACGGAGAGAACCUAGGUGAUUGGUUCUUCCGUUCUUGGUCAAAAGGAAGCAUAUGAAAGUGUAAAGUGAGGUAUUUUCACAAUCAAUAUGGAUGUGGUGAUCCAGAAGUGGCUAGAGCUAUCAAUGAUGCAGUUGACUCUCUUAUAAUUAAUGUAACUAGGGAGUUAGUGGAUCUACCAAAACACAUAGGAUCAAAAUGAGUAUUGGAAACAAUGUACCAUUGAAUAAAUAGAUAUCUUUCUCUAAAGUAAUAUUAGUUGCUAAGAUUUAUGCAAAAAGAACAAUUUGAUCACUUUGAACACCUAUGUUUUGUUUGUUAGAAUGAAUUUCUGUAACGCCGUGAUUUUUACAAAAAAAAAAAAAAAAAAAUCUUUUAACAGAAAAUGCAACAAAAGUGUUAUAUUGUCUAUUUCAAAAUCUUUCAAAGUAGACCACAACGUUACAUUCGUUCAAAAACCAAACAUCCAAGACGUUUAUAAAUGUAGCGGAAGCAAAAUACAAAAGUAGAUAACCAAAAACGUGUCCAAGCGGUAUCUUUUAUUCUAAGAUCAUACUAACCACAAAUGACCCAAUCUCACCGAACCAAGCUCUUAAGCUACCUACACAAGGUAAAAGAAACAAGUAUUAGCAAAUAUGAGUUGUACACAAUCAAAGAGAAACACACAUAUCCCCUUAACGGGCUAGUUAUUUGAAACAAGUAACCAAAUAUAUUCCAUACCACAUAUCAGAUAAAACCAAGUAUAUCUAACCAUAAUGUAUAUCGCGUAUAACCGAUCAUGUAAUAUCAUCGCUUAGCAUGUAUAACCUGUAAUAUCUUAUAACAAGUAAGGUAGGUGUCCCAUAAUGAUACAUAACAUAAAAGGAAAACCGCGCUCACUACUUGUGUCUGGCUGGUCAAAUGUUGUAGGUGGUUCAUGACUUCCACUUGAAACACCAACCCAUGCCACUUUCGCUACUUUGACUAUGCAAGGUAUAAGUACUUGUGUCGUUUGAGAGUCGGUGCAAGUGGUAAAUUAACGACACCUCAUAGCUCCUACAUGAUGCUUGAUCUAGCCCUUUUAUUGCCAAACCACUCCAAUCCACAAACAUCUAAAUUUUCAUGUACUAUGUGUCACAUGGUCAAAAAGACCAUGCAACUCGUUAAUGGCUUAAGCUCUUUUCCUAUAAGGUGUAUUGCAAGCUACUAGGCCCAUAGUCCGUAUAAUGUGUAAGGUUAAGUACUAAUACUACCCUUGUCCACUAAAUUAGAAACCCAUAUAUUUAAAUCACAGAAUACGGAUCAAAUAAGAACAAAAUUUUUGGUAGGAAGGUAAAAAAGUUUUAUAUGUAUAUUUUUUUAACAAACGAAUAAAAUGAAUCAUUAGAUGAAUCAAAAGUAAGAUGAUUCAGAAAAAAAAAUGUCCCCAAAAAACACCUUCAUGGUUUAUUUUUAAGUAAAAUCAAGCAAAAAUUCAUUUUGAUGAAUUUUAGUGAAUAAUAACAAAAUCCUUGCAAAAAUGAAUCACCCAGAUGUUUUUUUGGGAUUUUUUUUGAUUCAUGUAAUGAUUCACUUUUUUGGUUCGCCAAAAACUAUGUAGAAAAAACUUCAUACCUUUUACCAAAAAUUUCCUUCUUACCCGAUCUAUAUCAUUAAAUCAUACUCCCUUGGUCUCAAUAUUAUUGUCCGCAGACAAAAAACACAUAGAUUAAGAAAACAUUAAUUACCAUUAACUUUAUACAAUAAAAUGAAAGUUCUGUCUUUACUUUGCAUUUAAUGUUCCAUUAAAUUCUUAGUUGGUUAAGUAAUAAUGAGCGGUAUUUUGGUAAAAAUGUUAUUUAAUUUUAGAAGUGGACUAUUAUUUUGGGACAAACCAAAAAGGAAAGAUGGACUAUAAUUUUGGGACGGAAGGAGUAAACCAUAUCAUAGAAUGCGAUAAUCAUAUAAUCAAGUUGAAGCAUGCAUAUACUAAAACACUCAUCAAAGCAUAGUCUUGUUUAAUUCAUUUCAUAAACCAUAGCAUAACAAUGCAUAUACCAUUAGAUAACAAAAUUAUUCAUUAUAACCGAUUUACAAGCAUCAUCAUAUGUCGUAGGUAACAAACAUAAAGCUCACAUAUUUCAACAAAUAGAUAAUAGCCUAUUACGAAUCAAUACAACCAUUUACGAAAAAGGUAGUUUUCGACUAUGUACUUGAUUUAGAAAAGUCUGACGGCUCAUCCCCAAUCCGGCUCAUCUCCAAUCUGAAUAGUUGAGAGACCUUCUCUACCAAUAGUAGAUAUACUUAUGUGUGACCGUGGAUUCCGCGGUAGCAAUAGUUCUAACUCUACAUUAUCUACAUUAAGAGAGGGGGCUCUAUCUAAUGGAGGUAUAGAUCCUUCCGAUAGUACGAUACGAUGCAACUGGAAAACUUAAUAGGCUACCGUGGCUCGCUUUGCUUUUGUUGUGAAGCUCACUGCUUUUAGUAUAGGAAAUCAGGUUCACGCCAAGCUAGGGACUACCCCGAACAAAAAACGAGGACCCUAUAAGAAUCGAGUACCAUACAAGAAAUAUGGUCCGAACAAAGGAACUAUGUGUCGCAUGUACAUGGUGUAUGUCAUGCAUUCUUAGUCAGGUUUGACGUGUUGCGUUCAUGAGUUAAAUGCUUCAGACCCGUCAUGUUUUAGCAUAGCUAUAUGUCACGUUUUAGCUAUGAGCAUGUGUUGUGUUUUAUCACAUUGGAUUGUAAUGCAGACAUAGUACGUCUCGAGUAAUGAGGGUUUAUGCGCCACAUUCGUUGUAACGGUGCAAUGAUCGAUAUCUUGAACACUAGUCGUUCCCGACCCCAUCCUAACUCUCUUUGGGGUGUUUUCAAGCACAAGGGAUAUACUCAAACAAUCCAAAUUGAUCAUGAGCAAAAAUGGAUACAACUUACACAAAAACAUCAUAUUUGUGCAAUAACUUACAAUCUACAAGUUUCUAUUGAAUCAAAAAUAGAGAAAUGAAUAAUAGAUGAAGCUCUUACUUUCUUGAACUUUUGAGAACAUCGAGAAACACAAUGAUGAGAUUGGAAACCAACCACCACGCCAACAAAAUCCACAAAAGGCACACUUAAUAACUUUUCAUUAAUAUAAAUGGAAACUCUAAUCAGAACUCAUCCUUUCUAGUUAUGGAGGUUGUAAAUAGGGUAAGAAAAUUGGCCAUUAGGGUUAGGGUUCCUUAAAUAUGCCAUAAUUUUCAUGCUAGCCCCUUAGUAUAUCAAAAUGCCCCUUAGACCCAUAUAUAGGUUGAAGGUUUAUUUAAUUACACUUUGAGUUAUGGAGGUUGUAAAUAGGGUAAGAAAAUUGGCCAUAGGGUUAGGGUUCCUUAAAUAUGCCAUAAUUUUCAUGCUAGCCCCUUAGUAUAUAGGGUCAAGGUUUAUUUAAUUACACUUUGCCCCCAAACAACAUCUGAAAACGAAGAUAAGUUUAAUCCAAAUAUAGAAAACAUAAUGGAAUGCUAACCUUGCAAACAGAAGAAAAUUUGGUUCAUUACAAUUUCAUAUGAACUAUCAUUGCAAAUUCAAUUGUGAAUGGUCCGUAUAUUCGUCAAAUGGACAUGAAGACAUCAUUUAUGAAGCGUUACUUAAUCAACGAUUUUUAGGAUGCAUAUAUUGAGCAGAUCGAUGAGUUUACGAUACCUAGAUGUGAUAACAAAUUAUGUAGACUUGUAUAUUCGUGUAGGGUUUGAAACAAGCUCUAAAAUAAUGGCAAGAUAUAUUUGACACCGGUCUUGCCUCUUUCUGUUUCACAAAAUGUAU